AAGUAGCAUCUCCUGGUUUUCGAAGUUAUGGCGGAGUCGAGUAAACGGCAGCGGAUUAGCCGCAUUCAGAACAUUUUACAGAAUGCUUCUCCAGUAGCUAUUGGUUCCUUUGUGGAGGGCUCCAUACGUCGCAUCACAAUGAAAAACUUCCUGACGUAUGACUACUCUGAGGUGUAUCCUGGUCCAAACCUGAACAUGAUUGUUGGAGCCAAUGGAACUGGAAAGUCCAGCAUCGUGUGUGCCAUAUGCCUGGUUCUGGCUGGAAAGACUGCAACACUGGGGAGAGGAGACAAGGUUGGGCUUUAUGUGAAGCGUGGCUGCCAAAAAGGUUUUGUUGAGAUAGAACUGAACAGAAAUGCAGGAAACUUGGUGAUUAGCAGAGAGAUCCAUGUAGAGAACAAUCAGUCAAUCUGGAUGAUAAAUGGUGGAAUGAGCAACCAGAAAAGGGUAGAAGAGGAGGUCAAAGCUCUGCAGAUCCAAGUCAGCAACCUCUGCCAGUUUCUGCCUCAGGAGAAAGUUGGAGAGUUUGCAAAGAUGUCCAAAAUUGAAUUGCUGGAGGCAACUGAAAAGUCCGUCGGUCCUCCAGAAAUGUACAACUAUCACUGUGAGCUCAAAAACUUUCGCAACAAAGAACGAGAAUUAGAGAAUGUUGUGAAGGAAAAGGCAAGCUUCCUUGAAAAAGCCAAGCAGAGGAAUGAGAGGAACAAGCAUGACGUGAAUCGUUAUUAUGAAAAAAAAAGACAUCUGGAUGUGAUCGAGUUGCUUGAAAAGAAGAAACCAUGGGUGGAAUAUGAGACCACCCGUAAGGAGCUGGAGGGGGUGAAAAUGGAGCGAGAAGAGGCCAAAAAGCAGCUCUCUGCCCUCAGGCAGUCCCAGGCACCCAUGUUAAAGAAGAUCCAACAGAUUGAUGACAAGCUGAAGCCCACAGAGGCACAACUGAAAUCUAAGACUGCAGCAAUCAAAGAAACCUCUGUAAACUACAAAAGGAAACAGGACCAUCUGGAUCAGAAAAACAAAGAGAUCGACGACAUUAAGCAGAAUCUGCGGCUGAAGCAGACUGAAGAAGAGGACCACCAGAAGCGGAUCAGUAACACCAGACGAACCAUCGAAGAUUUGAAGUCGGAGCUGGCCAAAAUCGCCGACCAGCCAGACGUAACGCCACAGAUCAAUGCUGUCAAUGUGGAGCUGAGGCGUGUCCAUGUGGAGCGAGCCAAGAUUGAGGGAGAUAAGACUGACCUGCGCAGGGAGAACGACAACAUCACUGCUGAGUCCAAAAUGUUGGAAAAGAAGCUGAAGGACAUGAACAAUAUGAUGAAUGCCAAAGAAGAAAAGCUGCGAGGGCGCCACAGGGACACCCACACUGCCCUCCAGUGGCUAAGGAAGAACCGAGAUUUAUUUGAAGGAAAUGUCUAUGAGCCCAUGAUGCUGGUGCUCAAUGUAAAAGAUCCUCGCUAUGCUAAGUAUGUGGAGAACCACAUCUCUUUCCAUGACCUGCGGGCCUUCGUCUUCCAGAGGAAAGACGACAUGGAGAAGUUCAUGACUGAGGUCCGUGACAAGAUGGACUUGAAGGUUAACUCCAUCUGUGCUCCAGAAGAGUCGUGCUCUAAGCGGCAGCCAUCCAAAAGCAUUGAGUCGCUGAGACGUUUUGGCUUCUACACAUACCUCCGUGAGAUGUUUGACGCUCCUGAAGAGGUGAUGAGUUACCUUUGUUUCCAGUACAAGGUGCACGAUGUGCCAGUGGGCAAUGAUCAGACCAAAGCGAUCAUCAAAACGGUGAUUGAGGAGCCCUACCUGAAGGUGUUAUUCACAACAGAUGAGAGAUACACUGUCAAAACGUCCAUCUAUUCCAAGAAAAUAAGCACCAGCAACUCUGCCGUGCACCCCUCUCAGUACCUUUCAAUAACUGUGGAUGCUGUACAGAAACAGCAGGUGGAACAGCAGAUGAAGACCUGUGCUUCAAGAUCACGUGAGAUUGACGAGCAGAUGAAAGCCCUGCAGAAGGAGGCUGCUGCUCUGGAUCGCAAAGAAAAUGAACUGUUGUCAGAAAAGAAACGACUUUCUGAGCUUAAAGGGAAGAAGAGACAACUGGAACAGAAAAUCAGCACCAAACAGGACAGUCUGAAGCAGAUGGAGCAGAGUGUUAUUGACCUGAAGAAAGUUGAAGAGGUAACUAAUAAAAAAAUUAAGGCCGCCAAUCUACAGAAAGUGACCAUAGUUGCAGCAAUCGUCGAUCAAGUCAAGCUGAAAGCAAAGUUAACAAUGGAGAAGGUGUACCUGGCCUUGGAGAUGGCGGGGUUGACUGCGGAGAAGGCUAAGCUUGAAAAUGACUGCAGGGAAGGCGCCUCUGAAUUUAAAACUAUGGAACAAAGAUGCAGCCGCCUGGAGCAGAGAAAGAUUCAGCUGACAGAGCAGUGCAAGGGCCUGUUGAAGAGGGCAAAGUCAAACUGUCGGAUGCAGCCAGAUGAGGCGAUAUCAGAAGAUCUGCGUAAUGUUAGUGCUCAUCCUCCAUUCUUAUUAAUCAUUAUGUCAUUGCAGGCGUUCAGUAAACUGCCUGACACACUGGAUGAGGUUGAUGUCAUGCUGAAUGAGGAACGCUCCAGAGCUGAGUGCUUCACUGGUCUUAGUGAAAAUGUUGUUGAAGAGUACAAUAAGAGAGAGCAGGAGAUCAAAGUUCUUGAGAAAGAGCUUCAAAUAAAGACAGAUGCCUUGAAUGCCUACAGACAGAAUAUAUCUGAGGUCAAGGAACGCUGGCUGAACCCUCUGAAGCUGCUGGUUGAACAGAUAAAUGACAAAUUCAGUGAAUUCUUCCGCUCCAUGCAGUGCGCAGGAGAGGUGGAUUUGCACUCGGAGAAUGAGGAGGAAUAUGACAAGUAUGGGAUCCGCAUUCGUGUGAAGUUCCACAGCAGCACACAGCUCCAUGAGCUGACGGCUCACCAUCAGAGCGGAGGCGAGCGGAGCGUCUCCACUAUGCUUUAUCUGAUGGCCUUACAAGAGCUUAACCGCUGCCCAUUCAGAGUGGUGGAUGAGAUCAACCAGGGAAUGGAUCCCAUAAAUGAGAGGAGAGUGUUUGAUAUUGUAGUCCGCACCGCCUGCAAAGAGACAACUUCUCAGUACUUCUUCAUUACCCCAAAGCUUCUACAGAAUCUAGAGUACGCCGAGGAGAUGACCAUUCUCUGCAUCCAUAAUGGGCCUCACAUGCUUCCUCCCAAUGAGUGGAACACGUCAGCUUUCAUCAAACGGCGCCUCAAACAAAAAAACCAUGGCGGAAACCCAUGAAAAAAUGUCUUUACUGACAAUAGUUUUCAGUUGUACAUGCCUAUUUCCUGGUCAUGUUUUUGACUUUCCUUGUUUACAUUUUUUGUCUUUUCUUUUCUACACUGUUUGCACUUUUCACUUUUCAUGCAGGCAUGUUUAUCAUUUUAAAUGAAGCACAAAUAUUGGAAGUUGUGGUAAUGUGGCCAAACGGAUUAAAUUCUUUUUAAAAGCACUUUACGGUUUCUC
This is a messenger RNA of Cyprinodon variegatus (sheepshead minnow), 3501 nucleotides long. It is a transcript of the gene smc5, whose product is annotated as structural maintenance of chromosomes 5. Lineage: Eukaryota; Metazoa; Chordata; Actinopteri; Cyprinodontiformes; Cyprinodontidae. The coding region runs from base 28 to 3276 and encodes 1082 amino acids. Gene Ontology annotation, cellular component: Smc5-Smc6 complex. The transcript has 24 exons. The record is from RefSeq and is a predicted model, not a curated record. Gene Ontology annotation, biological process: double-strand break repair via homologous recombination. Gene Ontology annotation, molecular function: ATP binding; ATP hydrolysis activity.